UCGUGCUGAACAAGGUAAGCAGUUGCCCCUUAAAUAAUUGUUCCUGCAAUGCGACCGCACGCUCAGUGGUUUUAAAGAAAUACUGCAUGUUGCCAACAUUUACUCACCCACAUGAUGUUUCAACUCGUUUUCUUUCUUGCGCAAAGGGGAGCUCAACAAGCACCUCUCCAAACAAUUAAAGUGGAUCUUCAUUUUAAACGCCAGGCUCCAAAAACACACCCAAAAAAUAAUCCAUACAAUAAACUUCCAACUUCUAUGUUAUAUUGUAGCUUUGAGUAAUAAACAGACUAAUUGUCCAAAGAUAAUCUUCCCCCAAUGCAGUUUACUAUUAAAAAAUAAGUAGCAAUGGCGUUGAAUUAAAAAUGGAGCGUUUUCCAAAAGCCAUUGGUUUUCGCGUGUCAUGUGACUUAUCGCGGCGCAAUUUAUUUAAAACGACAGCGGGAUUUCUGUCUAAGAACGACGUCAAAACUAUUAUCUUUUGUCAAACAAAUAUUUUAUCAGAUCCUCAAACAUCCAAACAAUUUUAGGAAUAUUUGACUGACCAAAAUGGCAGGAAAGGGCAGAGGUAUAGCAGCAUUCACCUUUAACAUUGAGGCCCUGGGCCUCACCAGAGGGUCCAUGCCUGAAACCCAGGGAGGGCCGACUCCACUCUUCCCAAAAAUUGAAUAUAAACCAGGGCCUUUGAAAGCUGGAGAAGAUGAAGACUACAUGAGAGCUUUGAAACAAGAGAUGAGAGGACGAAUGAAAGAUCUCCCUUUUAACAUAAAACCCCACACAGGAAAGGGAGAUGUGGAGAGGUACAAGGAAAAAUACACAAAGGAAAUUAAAAAAAUUGAAGAUGAAGAUUGGACACCAGAUUGGAACCGUCUUCCGAAGGAGCUGAAGCCACAGAAGAUAAUUAAGAAGAAAAGAGAUUAUAAGAAAUUCCCAAAGAUCUCAAGUAAGGACAAGAAGGAAGUGCUGAGUAAACUGGAUGAACUUGAGAAGAAGGGAGAUGUCAAAUCAGAUGAGGAGGAUGAGGAGAAGGGAGAGAAGAAAGAUGGUGAGGAAGGGGAGGAAGAAGAAAUUGAAGGAGAAUAUGAUGAUGAAGAGCUUGAAGAGGAAAACGAUUACAUAGCAAAUUACUUUGAAGACGGUGAUGAUUAUGGGGGAGGAAGUGAUGACAACAUGGAUGAAGCAACUUACUAGAAAUAAAAAAAAUAAAUAAAUAAAAAAAUAGCACUCAUUAAAAAAA
This is a messenger RNA of Ctenopharyngodon idella (grass carp), 1234 nucleotides long. It is a transcript of the gene polr3g, whose product is annotated as polymerase (RNA) III (DNA directed) polypeptide G. The coding region runs from base 547 to 1188 and encodes 213 amino acids. The transcript is spliced from 7 exons. Gene Ontology annotation, biological process: transcription by RNA polymerase III. Gene Ontology annotation, cellular component: RNA polymerase III complex. The record is from RefSeq and is a predicted model, not a curated record. Lineage: Eukaryota; Metazoa; Chordata; Actinopteri; Cypriniformes; Xenocyprididae.